AUGGUUCAUGUUCGUCUCGCCAUCGAAGAGGCACCAAGCCACGACACAUAUGCCCUCAACCUCCCUAAGAAAUGGCCUCCCGUAACACGUCCCACCUCCCAACGUCCCAAGCGCGCCCUGCAGAUCUACGACACGACGCUAGGUUCCGAUGACGCAGACCACCUCAAAGCCUUGGCCGGGAAACUGUGCGGCAGACUGAACAUGUGCAAUUCGGACGAGGAGACCCAUAUCGACGUUUGGGGCAUGCCACUUCCUCUCGAGGCACCCGAUGAGGAUAGAGUCGUCAAGUGCCAUGCUCACUCUACGGUCGAAAUUGUCUGGCGGAAGAUUGUUAGUAACGGGGAGUUUCGGGUGCCACCAGGCAAGUUUGUUCCCCAGUGA
Molecule: messenger RNA, 381 nt
Organism: Colletotrichum gloeosporioides
Lineage: Eukaryota; Fungi; Ascomycota; Sordariomycetes; Glomerellales; Glomerellaceae
Exons: 2
Coding region: 1-381 (126 amino acids)
Source: RefSeq, a predicted model, not a curated record